AUGGCGAUGGCGCAGGCCGGCAUGCAGCUCACCAAAGCCGCCCUCCUCGUCGGCGUCGGGUUGGUCGGGUCUCAACUCCCCAAAGUCGCCGAGAUCUUCGUCGAGCUUCAGGGGUCUAUGCGCGAGAAAGGGGCGGACUCGGCCGCGGCGACGGAAUCGGUCGCCGACGUCGGCAAUGAGGCUUUGCAGCUCGCCCAGCUCCAAAUUGAGAUGAUGACUAGGCAGCUUCGGCAGCUAUCGUCCAAUAAUAACGCUGUUAUUCAGGUGGAUAUGGGCAAGGGAGCUGGAUCAGCUUUGAUAUUACCUGCUGUGGCUGUUGGUGCUGUCGGCUAUUGUUACAUGUGGUGGAAAGGUAUCUCCUUCUCUAGCCUGAUGUAUGUCACCAAGCGCAAUAUGGCUAAUGCUGUUGCAAGCAUGACUAAACAUCUAGAACAAGUGCAGGGCUCUCUUGCUGCUGCUAAAAAGCACUUAUCGCAACGCAUUCAGCACUUGGAUGAUAAAUUGGAGCAGCAGAAGGAGAUUUCUGGCGAAAUUUUUGAUCAGGUUACUGGAGCAAAGUUGAAAAUCAAGAGCAUUGGUUCAGACAUGGACAAAAUAAAAAAUAUGGUUAUGGGUCUGGAUCAUAAGAUGGAUUCAAUUGAAGCAAAACAGAACUAUUCGUGUGCGGCUGUGAAUUAUCUCUGCAAAUUCAUAGAACAAAGGGGUGAGAAGCUGCCAGAACGCGUGGAAGGAUUGCAACGAACAGUAAGGCGAAUAGGGUACAGCAGCUCAGAGUCGUCGGUUAGUUCUGGUUUGGGAUUCGGGCAGCUGCUGACGAUAGAAUCAACCAGCCCUAGCGCUAGCGCAGAAAGAAUGCUUCGGUCAACAGGCAUCAGCGCGGCACGUUCGAUUCUGCCUUGAUUAAGAGAGGGUGAUCAAGCAAGGCAGGAUGCGUUUACCCACGCCUUGCCCGAGUUUUGUAGAGCUCUGAGUUAGGUAGAAAUAGUAGGUUAGAUAAUUUUUAUGACUGCGUAGUGCUUAGAGUGAGAUGGCAUGUCGCGUCUUUCUAGCUCUCAUCACUGGUUUAUCUUACCGCCUAGAAUGCGAGUUUGUUCAUUGUCAUCACGCGUGUUUGAUCUUUC
Setaria italica (foxtail millet) is the source of this 1121-nucleotide messenger RNA. RefSeq lists its product as uncharacterized. NCBI's taxonomy places the organism in Eukaryota, Viridiplantae, Streptophyta, Magnoliopsida, Poales, Poaceae. The record is from RefSeq and is a predicted model, not a curated record. The transcript has 12 exons. Bases 1 to 900 code for a protein of 299 amino acids.